CCUUUCAAAUCUCCGAAUCUCAAUCCCACCACCGCCUUUUUCCGAGAAACAUCGCCGGGCGCAGAAGAAGCGCGUUCUCGAAGAACCUCCAGAAGCACGAGCGAUCCGGUCAAUGGUUGCCGCGAAGAUCUGGAACGCCAUGGAGGUCGCCGGCGAAGCCAACUGCGACAACGGCGGCGGCCGCCGCCCCGCCAUCCGCUCCUCCGCCCUCGCCGUCGACACCUCCCUCUCCCUCCCGGAAAUGUCCCCCGCGUCGUAGAGCUGUGCAAGGAUUUGUUCGCGGAGUGGUCGAAGCUCGACGAUUCUCGUUUCGCUGUCGAGACUGUGUCCGGCGGCAUCACGAAUCUAUUGUUGAAGGUUUCUGUGAAAGAAGAAAGCGGAAAUGAGGAAUCCAUUACCGUCAGAUUGUAUGGGCCGAACACCGAGUAUGUCAUUGACCGCGAAAGAGAAUUCCACGCUAUCAAGUACCUUUCGGCUGCAGGAUUUGGUGCGAAGUUGCUUGCAGUUUUUGGGAAUGGCAUGGUUCAGUCAUUUAUAAAUGCUCGUACACUCAUUCCAGAAGAUAUGAGAAAACCAAAGCUGGUAGCUGAAAUUGCUAAGCAGCUGCACAAAUUCCAUCAAGUAGAAAUUCCAGGUUCUAAAGAACCUCAACUAUGGAAUGAUAUAUUCAAGUUUUUUGAGAAAGCAUCUGAUCUCAAGUUUGACCAUAAUGAAAAGCGAAGGAAGUACGAGACAAUAUCUUUUAAGGAAAUUCAUGAUGAACUUCUCGAGCUAAAGGAAUUAACUGGUCUUCUUAAUGCUCCUGUGGUGUUUGGUCACAAUGACUUGCUCUGUGGCAAUAUAAUGGUCAACGAUGAGGAAGGGAAACUCUACUUCAUUGAUUUUGAGUAUGGGUCAUAUAAUUACAGAGGGUAUGACAUAGGAAAUCACUUCAACGAAUUCGCAGGCUAUGAAUGUGACUACAGUUUGUACCCAAGUAAAGAUGAACAGUAUCAUUUCUUCAGGCACUAUCUGAUGCCAGACAAACCGCAGGAGGUUUCUGAUAAAGAUCUUGAAGCUCUGUACAUCGAGACAAACACAUACAUGUUGGCAUCACACUUAUUUUGGGCAUUGUGGGGACUAAUCCAGGCAAAGAUGUCGCCCAUCAAUUUCGAUUACAUGGAGUAUUUCUUUCUGCGGUAUAACGAAUUCAAAAGGCAGAAGCAGAGUGCCAUCUCACUGGCCAAAAGAUACCUCACAGGAUUUUGAGCCGGGAGUGUGUGUUUGUUUGUAUGGCCACACAUAGCCACCUGUCUGUAGAAGCUUUUGGGUAGAUUUUUCCACAUUUAGGAGUCAUACUGUAAUGCAGGACACUAGAUACAGUUUGAAGGAAAUUGCUAGAAAGCUUGGGACGCGGUGUCGUCUGCAGUCGUAGCCUUGUUGUAGCCUUAUUUUUUUCCCUAUUCUUUUUUCACUAUUAAAGAUGUCAUGUUCAACUCGACAUUUUUAGGCAUGAAUAAAGAUAUGCUCUCUUUCGUUCCCUU
Molecule: messenger RNA, 1523 nt
Organism: Eucalyptus grandis
Lineage: Eukaryota; Viridiplantae; Streptophyta; Magnoliopsida; Myrtales; Myrtaceae
Product: probable ethanolamine kinase
Exons: 11
Biological process (GO): phosphatidylcholine biosynthetic process; phosphatidylethanolamine biosynthetic process
Cellular component (GO): cytoplasm
Molecular function (GO): ethanolamine kinase activity; choline kinase activity
Source: RefSeq, a predicted model, not a curated record